GAUAUAGGCUCCAGCCUGAGUGAUCUCCCUUCCGUGGGGACGCGCUGAGCGGCGAGCGACGGAAAUCCGGGCGCAGAACGGAACGCGCGCUUUUACAUGUUGGAGGCAGCGCGUGUUUGUAGUUUGGAGACCCGCGUUCGCGCCUGCAGUGGAGGGGAUGGUGCAGUUUAUCCGCUGCGUUGCAUAACGCUUCUCCUGGAAUUGGCCAUUGCACGGGAUUGCUCCUUUACUCGACGGUGAAGUUUUCCCGAAUUGUGGAUUACAGCAAGGCUGCGACCCACAGACCACCACAGGAAACGAUGUGGAGGUGUUCAGACUUGCAUACCGUCGGAACCGCACCGGGGUGCUAACCAAGCAGCGAAGGCAAUCACAAUUCUAUGAACGAGUACGAGUUUGGAAAGGGGCGUAAUUGUUUCCAGCUGGCCGGACUGGAGUUCUCUUUGGAUUUAUCAUGAUUGUUUUGCAUUUUUUCAGCGUCCUGGUUAUAUUAGGGAAAGCGGUACAGUCCAUGGCCCCCUCCUCUGCCCUGGCGGUGGAGAGCACCCAGGGCUGGCGGGCCGCGGUGGACUGCGUGCGGGCCAGCGACCUGUGCAAUCAGAACCCGCAGUGCAGCUCACGGUACCGCGUCAUGCGGCAGUGUCUGGUGGGCACGGACCGCGCUGCCAUGCUGGCCAACCGCGAGUGCCAGGUAGCGCUGGAGGUGCUGCAGGACAGCCCGCUGUUCGACUGCCGCUGCAAGCGCGGCAUGAAGAAGGAGCCGCAGUGUCUGCAGAGCUACUGGAGCAUUCACCUGGGCCUGGCUGAAGAAGAGGAGUUCUAUGAAAACUCGCCCUAUGAGCCCAUGACUGUGCCCCACCCUGACGCCUUUCGACUGGCCUCCAUAAUCUCAGGUAUGGACCCAGGGAAAGGGGGCCACUGCAUGGAUUCGGGGAAGCCCUGCAACCCCUGCCUGGACGCCACCAAGGCCUGCAACCUGAACGAGGCCUGCAAGCGGCAGCGGAAUGACUACAUCAAGGCAUGCCACCGCGGCGCGGGCCAGCCGCUGCCUGCCGAGCCCUGCUACCGCAAGCGCUGCCACCGCGCCCUGCGCCAGUUCUUUGACCGCGUGCCCAGCGAGUUCAGCUACCGGCUGCUGUUCUGCACCUGCCGCCACCAGGCCUGCGCCGAACGUCGCCGGCAGACCAUCGUCCCCGCCUGCGCCUUCGAGGAGAAGACCCGCCCAAACUGCCUGGAGCUACGCAGGGUCUGCCGCUCAGACCUGCUCUGCAGGUCAAGACUCGCUGAUUUCCACAUGAACUGCCAGUCCACCCCCUACACCAUCACCAGCUGUCCCAACGACAACUACCACGCCUGCCUGACCUCCUACGUCGGCCUCAUUGGAACCGAUGUGACCCCAAACUACGUUGACGCCAGCUACACCAACAUCAGCAUCUCCCUGUGGUGCAGCUGUCGCGGGAGCGGGAACCAUGAGGAGGAGUGUGAGGCCUUCCUGAGAGACUUCAAGGACAACAGCUGUCUGAGAAACGCGAUCCAGGCCUUCGGUUACGGGCCCGACGCCCUUCCCAAAGUCACGCCCCCACCAGCGGCUCCCACCACAAGCGCAGGCCUCGUGCCAGUGAGUGUCUCCAAGCAACCGCUCAGCUCCAAUGAGGUGAAGCCGGGUGGUGAUGCCUGUGUCCUCUCCACCUGUGCCAGCCUGAAGGAGACUGGCUCAAAGUGCAAUUCCGCCUCUGGCUCCGUGUGUGAAGACACGACACUACUGAGGCCCAACAUGGAGAGCUCAGAGUCCCGGGGGUCCCCUAAAAUGGAGGACGAGGAGGAGGAGCACUCGUCCGGCACCCACCUCUGUUUCCGAGCAGCUAUGGUGUUCACGUCCAGCCUGAUGGUCAAGCUGGCCCUGUAA
Messenger RNA from Megalops cyprinoides (Indo-Pacific tarpon), 1903 nucleotides. Its product is annotated as GDNF family receptor alpha-2-like. Lineage: Eukaryota; Metazoa; Chordata; Actinopteri; Elopiformes; Megalopidae. Gene Ontology annotation, cellular component: external side of plasma membrane; signaling receptor complex. The record is from RefSeq and is a predicted model, not a curated record. The coding region runs from base 452 to 1903 and encodes 483 amino acids. Gene Ontology annotation, molecular function: signaling receptor activity. Gene Ontology annotation, biological process: nervous system development. The transcript has 9 exons.